AUGAAGGCCUCUCAGAUUUUCUCCCUGAUCGGCUUUGCUGCCUUCGCCCUUGCCCAGAGCGAGAGCCUCGCCCCUUCACCUAUGGAGAGCGUAGGAUGUGAACCCCACGGAGAUCACUGGCACUGCGAGGGUGCGCGCGCUACCACCGCCGCAGCGGUCAGCGGAACCACCCUUGUCACCAGCGUCGCUACUGCGACCACGACCGCCACGGAGGACCACGACCAUGACCAUGACCACGAUCACGACCACGAUCACGAUGACGAAGACCACUCUUCCGGCACCGGCAGCCUUGCGCCUUCACCCACCGAGUCUGUCGGUUGCGAGCCUCACGGUGAUCACUGGCACUGUGACGCCGCGGCUACCGCCGUAGUCACCGGCACGGCUUCUGUUUCGGGCUCUGAAUCUGCCGUCCUCACCACCACCGCUGCAGCUACCACCGGCGCCGCUGGUACGAAUGCGGGCAACAGCGCUUCUCCCAGUACUACUGCGGUUCCCGCCGGAGCUGCUCGCGCUGGGUUCGGUGCUGCUGCUAUUGCUGCCGCCCUUAUGGCCUUGUAA
Molecule: messenger RNA, 558 nt
Organism: Colletotrichum orchidophilum
Lineage: Eukaryota; Fungi; Ascomycota; Sordariomycetes; Glomerellales; Glomerellaceae
Exons: 3
Coding region: 1-558 (185 amino acids)
Source: RefSeq, a predicted model, not a curated record